AUGAUGUCAGCUCAGGAACCCCCAAUCUGGCUUUAUGUGCAGUCUAUGACCACGACGUCCAACAAUAGCUUGACCACGACGCCAUCCUCUUUCUCAACCCUUAAGGCUUCCGUAUCUUCGGCCCUUCCGCCUCCAGGAUCUGCGAAUCGACUGAAGCAUAAGGCAUCUUCUGAGCUUACCAAGCCAUCAUCAAACGGGAAGAAGGCGAAACAGGCGCCGGGCAAGAAUGCUUCAACCACGGGAUCUAGCGCUACACAGUCUCCAAUGGUUGACUCGACAUCACCCAUCACACUCGCACUCAAUCUGUGUCUGCAGACGAGCAUCUGCAACUAUCUCAAGCAGACAUCUAUGAUGUGCGACGCAUCGCUGGCUAAGAGAUGUGUUGGCUAUCUGGAAACACCAGAUUCCUACAAGCACAUGUUCUUCGCUCGACACGAAAAACCAAAAAGACCAAAAUACAACACAGUCCACUCAGUGUUCGACGUCAUGCAGCAAGAUGUCGAUGAUUCAAUAUCAGUCGAAGACCAGCUGAAGCUUGCGCAUAAGGCUGCCCUUGCAAUCCUUCAGUACGGUAAUACACCCUGGCUAUCGGAAGAGUGGCAGAGUUGGCGCCUGCAUCAACUCAGCUACUUUGGAAACUACACAAACUUCAACGAGACGUCACUGGAGACACUCCACCUCAGUUCGCGCAUCACAGCACCCAGACAACCUGCUGCUAUAGCCAUGGAAGGUAUAAAAUCCACAGCUGAAACGAGCCACGAGAUCAAAGACGGUAUCAACAGUCUUCCACUCUUCUUUCUCGGCGUCGCGCUUCUCGAGAUUGCGCACUGGAAACCUAUAGAGAAGAACAUGACAGGCAAAGAUGACAACAAUCAAAUCUACACCGCUCGCCGCCUGGCAUCUGGGCGAGCACCCUUAGGGCCUGUAUAUCAGAGGAUCGCGAAGAAGUGCUUACAAUGCAACUUCGGAGUUGGUACCGAUCUCGGCAAGGAUGAUCUACGAGCAGCGGUGUAUAACGAUGUUGUGUGCGAGCUUGAAGACAUGAUAAAGCAAUUGAGUAUAUGA
Alternaria infectoria is the source of this 1065-nucleotide messenger RNA. RefSeq lists its product as uncharacterized. The record is from RefSeq and is a predicted model, not a curated record. NCBI's taxonomy places the organism in Eukaryota, Fungi, Ascomycota, Dothideomycetes, Pleosporales, Pleosporaceae. The coding region runs from base 1 to 1065 and encodes 354 amino acids. The transcript has 2 exons.